Molecule: messenger RNA, 462 nt
Organism: Prunus armeniaca (apricot)
Lineage: Eukaryota; Viridiplantae; Streptophyta; Magnoliopsida; Rosales; Rosaceae
Source: the annotation of a GenBank genome assembly
AUGUCACCAGAGAAUGAAGAACUCACAGCCUUCCGUACUCCAAAAGGAAUUUAUUGUUACAAGGUGAUGCCAUUUGGUCUUAAGAAUGCAAGUGCGACCUAUCAAGAUGCAAUGCAAAAAAUCUUUGGCGACAUACUUCACAAGAAUGUCGAGUGCUACGUUGGUGAUCUGGUGAUCAAGUCACAAAGAAGAGAAGAUCACUUGAAAGACCUGAGAAUGGUGUUCAACAGAUUGUGGAAAUACCAACUCAAGAUGAACCGUUUGAAGUGUGCUUUCUGCGUCAUGUCAGGUAAAUUUCUGGGUUUUAUUGUUAAGCACCGAGGCAUUGAAGUAGAUCAAUCUAAGAUUAAGGGCUCAUUUGGGAGUGCUUUUGGAGCAGCAAAAAGCACUUCUAAAUGGGUGAAAGCGCUUUUGUCUUUUAAAAAUGGUGUUUGGCAAAAAUUGCAAAAGCGCUUUGGGUGA